AUGUCAGGACGCGGAAAGCAGGGAGGCAAGGCCCGCGCUAAGGCCAAGUCGCGCUCGUCCCGCGCUGGCCUCCAGUUCCCGGUGGGGCGAGUGCACCGCUUGCUGCGCAAAGGCAACUACGCGGAGCGGGUCGGGGCAGGCGCCCCGGUAUACCUGGCGGCGGUCCUCGAGUACCUGACCGCGGAAAUUCUGGAGUUGGCGGGCAACGCGGCUCGGGACAACAAGAAGACGCGCAUCAUCCCUCGCCAUCUACAACUAGCCGUGAGGAAUGACGAAGAGCUCAACAAGUUACUCGGGGGUGUCACCAUUGCCCAGGGCGGCGUCUUGCCCAAUAUCCAGGCUGUCCUGUUGCCCAAGAAAACGGAGAGUCACAAGCCUGGCAAGAACAAGUAA
This is a messenger RNA of Pan troglodytes (chimpanzee), 393 nucleotides long. RefSeq names its product H2A clustered histone 21 (gene H2AC21). Gene Ontology annotation, cellular component: nucleosome. The record is from RefSeq and is a predicted model, not a curated record. The coding region runs from base 1 to 393 and encodes 130 amino acids. Lineage: Eukaryota; Metazoa; Chordata; Mammalia; Primates; Hominidae. Gene Ontology annotation, molecular function: protein heterodimerization activity; structural constituent of chromatin; DNA binding. The transcript has a single exon.